Messenger RNA from Thalassophryne amazonica, 512 nucleotides. It is a transcript of the gene ndufa6, whose product is annotated as NADH:ubiquinone oxidoreductase subunit A6. The transcript has 3 exons. Lineage: Eukaryota; Metazoa; Chordata; Actinopteri; Batrachoidiformes; Batrachoididae. The record is from RefSeq and is a predicted model, not a curated record. Gene Ontology annotation, biological process: response to oxidative stress. The coding region runs from base 39 to 425 and encodes 128 amino acids.
UCGCAUUAGUUUGACAGGAAGUUGCGUCAGAAGCGGUCAUGGCGUCCACAGCGGCGACCCGAACAGUCACUGGUGCUGUCAAAGUCGUUAAACCGAUUUUGAGUCGAGAUUUAGAUGAAGCUAAGCGCAGAGUUCGGGAACUGUACCGGGCCUGGUACCGAGAGGUUCCGAAUACAGUGACUUCGUUUCAGCUGGACAUCACAAUACACCAGGCACGAGCCAAAGUGAGGGAGAUGUUCAACAAAAAUAAAUACGUGACUGACCCCCGUGUGAUCGACAUGCUCGUCAUUAAGGGGAAAAUGGAGCUGCAGGAGACCAUCAACAUUUGGAAGCAGAAGACUCACAUUAUGCGUUAUUUCCACGAGACGGAGGCACCUCGUCCUAACGACUUCAUGACCAAAUUCUACCAGGGUCAUGAUCCAUGAACUGUGUGUUUGCUGACCUUUGACACCUCUGUGCAUAAAUAUUGUGAGGCAGAUGUUUCCUCGCUGUAAAUACACUCAUUUAAUGAA